Phasianus colchicus (ring-necked pheasant) is the source of this 2792-nucleotide messenger RNA. RefSeq names its product ubiquitin conjugating enzyme E2 V1 (gene UBE2V1). Lineage: Eukaryota; Metazoa; Chordata; Aves; Galliformes; Phasianidae. The record is from RefSeq and is a predicted model, not a curated record.
GGGCCGAGGCCCGAGGGUGCCGCUUCCAAAGGGCUCAGGAAGUUGAAUGCUGAUUUCCUGCCUCGUUCUGCACCUGCUAUGAAUGGUUAAACGGCCCACGGUUAUCAUUUAUGCAUUGAACUAAAUGGCGGUAACCGGACCUCGAUGCAUCUUUUCUUGCUGACCCUUUCUGGGCAACCUCUGCAGACCGAAUAACGCGUUUUCAUUCCUGUUUGCCAAUCUCACCCACCUGCUCUCGUAAACUGUGCCCAGCGUGCCCUAGCAGCACCAUGCUCAGAUCGCAUCCUCUGAUGAUAAAUGUGGGAACGUCCGAGGGCUGCACGGUGAGGUACAGCAGAAAUAUCUAGAGGUACUUUCCUUGCAGAUAGGUUUCUGCUGGUGGCUUUCCAGCCUUCAAGAAUACAUGUCACAGUGCGGUUAAUUCCUAGUGACCAAGUUCAUAAAAAGGUUCUGUGCUUGGAAGCAGGUGACUGUGAGGUGUGGAGCACCUGAUUAAAGCCCAUGGACGGUGCACAUUUCCACUACCACGUUAUCUCACUUCUCCGCUCCUGUAAUCCUAUCAGUCUGCUGACUUUCCAUUUUGUAUGCAUCUGGAAAAGCAAGGCCAGUGAUUGUUGCUUUUAAGCCAGUGCAGCUUCAUGAGUUAUUGUCUGGGUGGUCAUGGGGGAGGGGAGAUGGAGAUCCAAACUCUAGCGACUGAGACUGGAGCCAGGUCUGCACAGUUCUUUCAUGCUUCUGGGAUGAGCUGUAUGUCAGUAGCCACUGUCCAUCAGCUGCACUGUGCCUUUGGAUUGUUGUGUUACCUCACAUCCUCCUGAACUUUCCCUGGCCUUCAGUGUUGGAAGCAGGACAGAGCCAGAGAGAUGGCAAGCAGGUGCUCAGCUCCUCGCUUCUAAAACAUGAACAUCAGACAAGCACUGCGCAUAGCUGCUCUUGAGGUCCUGUUUGUUGAAGUGCUGCUGGCAAGAGGAAAUAGUGCAAAACAGUAUGUGUCAAAAAAAUGUGUUGCUGAAACAGUGAACUUCUGCAGUAAGCCCCAUAGUUGGGACUGAGGAACUUUUGCAUACAGAUCCAUGGCUUGCACUGAUGUGGGUCUGGGAGCUUUGUCGAGUUGUGAAUCCCAGACUGCUAUACCUGCCACCAACCUGCUUUGUCUGGGUCUAACAGUAAAGUAUGGCUGGAGAUCGUCCUUUCUGAAAAAGAGAGCAACGUAGUGUCCAGUUCCUGACAGCAGUAGUGGCUCUACAAUGCAGGUCAUGGUUCCUCCUCACCAAUAUGCUGAGGGCAUUGGUAACACAGCCAGGAAGUGGCACCUCCUUGUUCUGCAGUGUGCCUGAUUCACUGUGGGGCUGCAUGCAGGCAUCACAAUGUCUUCACUCAUUUGUAGAACAGGUUUUGCUAACACUUGUUUCAUGGCAUCUAAAUGCAUUCAUAUUUACUUACAAAAUACUUGAGGUGUUUGAUAUCAUAAGUUUAUAGUUCAGUGAAAGAGCUUAAGAAGAGGUUGUGAAUGAAAAGUAUUCAGUCAUUCUUUGAAAGCAGCUACUGGCCCAGAGGAAGGAAUGAUAGAUUACAGCACUACAGAUUUAAAGAAAAAAAGUUAGGGCUGAUCCUGGGAAUUAUACAAGUAAACCUUGUCUUUUUAUUCAACAAGCCAGUAAGAAUAAUUAAAAGGGGGAAAAAAUGCGAAGAAGUUAGGCUCACCAGUAUUGUUUAUACGAGUUCUGCAUUGCAGAUGAUAAUUUUUCUCUUUUCUCUUUUCCUCACAGUUAAUAUAUGAAUAAAGAGUUGGCUUUAGUCAUCCUAAUAAGGUUUCACAGUAAACCACAGCACCCAAGCAGAGUAAAAGUUCCUCGUAAUUUUCGUCUGUUGGAAGAACUUGAAGAAGGUCAAAAAGGAGUAGGUGAUGGAACAGUUAGUUGGGGCCUUGAAGACGAUGAAGAUAUGACACUCACAAGAUGGACAGGAAUGAUUAUUGGGCCUCCAAGAACAAUUUAUGAAAACAGAAUAUACAGCCUUAAAAUAGAAUGUGGGCCUAAGUAUCCAGAAGCACCUCCAUUUGUAAGAUUUGUAACAAAAAUUAAUAUGAAUGGAGUAAAUAGUUCUAAUGGAGUGGUGGAUCCCAGAGCCAUAUCAGUCCUAGCAAAAUGGCAGAAUUCUUUUAGUAUCAAAGUUGUUCUGCAAGAGCUUCGGCGUCUAAUGAUGUCUAAAGAAAAUAUGAAACUUCCUCAGCCACCUGAAGGACAAUGUUACAGCAAUUAAUUAAAAAAAAAAUCAUGCCCCUUUAUUCAAUUUAAGCUGUCUUCAUUUUCCACAGUAGUAAAUUUUCUAGAUGCAUCUUGUAGACCUCAAAAUACUGGAAAGGAAGUUCCCAUUCAAAGAAGAUUUUUCUUGAGAUACUGUAAAUGAUACUAAUUUUUUUCAUUUGAAAUAUAAGUUGUGCUAUAACAAAUAAUCCUGUCGUGUAACCACUGUCCACAUAGCUGAACUUCUGGUAUCAGGAAAAGUCGAUUUAAAUUGAUUACUGUCAAGACCAGUGUGGCACAUCUAACUUAACUGUGAAGCAUACAUCCCACAAUCACCUUGCUGUGUGUCUGGCCUGGGUUGUUUUGUUAUUUCCUUUUUCUGUCUUUUGCAAUAGUGUUGAAGCUCAGGGCUGUUUAUUAGAAUAGACACAAAGGUUUUUGCUUCCAGUAUGACACUGGGCUUAAUGGACUACUAAUGGGGAUGUGUGCUAACCUCCGUCAUCCCUCCCUUUGUGCUAUCUCUAGUAAAGGCUGAAUGUGACUGUG